Aplosporella prunicola CBS 121167 is the source of this 801-nucleotide messenger RNA. RefSeq lists its product as uncharacterized. The transcript has 2 exons. The record is from RefSeq and is a predicted model, not a curated record. The coding region runs from base 1 to 801 and encodes 266 amino acids. Gene Ontology annotation, cellular component: ESCRT II complex. Lineage: Eukaryota; Fungi; Ascomycota; Dothideomycetes; Botryosphaeriales; Aplosporellaceae. Gene Ontology annotation, biological process: protein transport to vacuole involved in ubiquitin-dependent protein catabolic process via the multivesicular body sorting pathway.
AUGUCUUCGGGGCGUCGCGGGGUUGGUCUCUCCGCCUUUGACCGACACAGCAUAACCAGCGCUCAAUAUGCUUCUCACGGCACCGCUCUCCGCUCGCAGCAUCUGCAAUCCCUCCAGACGCAGCUUUCCGUCUUCCAGUCUCUACUGCACCAGUUCAGUAUCACCCAUGCCAAGGACAUUCGCUCGAACCCCACGUUCCGCGCCGAGUUCGCUCGCAUGUGCAAUGCCAUCGGCGUCGACCCGCUAGCCUCCUCUAACCGGAAAGCUGGCGCGAAGGCCGAGGGCGGAGGCAGUUUCUGGGCGCAGAUGCUAGGCGGCAGCGUGAACGACUUCUAUUUCGAGUUGGCUGUCAGGGUUGUCGAGGUAUGCCGCGACACGAGGGCUGAGAACGGAGGCAUGAUUGCCCUGCAUGAGGUUCAGCAGAGGGUGCAGAAGGGAAAGAGCAUCGGCGGUGGCAUGGAGGUCUCCGAUGACGACGUAUUGCGCGCAGUCAAGUCCUUGGAGCCGUUAGGCUCUGGCUUCACUAUCAUAAAAUUGGGCCACAACCAGAUGAUCAGGUCCAUCCCCAAAGAACUCAACACCGACCAGUCAUCAGUUCUUGAAGCUAUACAAGUCCUUGGAUAUGUUACUGUGUCCAUGCUGCAGAUAAACCUUAACUGGGAACGGGCAAGGGCACUGACAAUCCUGGAUGACCUCAUGGCAGAUUCGCUCGUGUGGGUGGACAAGCAGACCGAGGAGACAGAGUAUUGGUCGCCGACGUUCAUACACGACACGGGGGUCAGCGAGGCAAACGCGACCUAA